Molecule: messenger RNA, 907 nt
Organism: Notodromas monacha
Lineage: Eukaryota; Metazoa; Arthropoda; Ostracoda; Podocopida; Cyprididae
Source: the annotation of a GenBank genome assembly
UAUUUAUGGAUAUUUCUUACAGGGGUCGUCGAGAUGGUUCGCGUGAAGACCGUCUAUUCUAAAACGUACGUGACGCCGCGUCGUCCGUUCGAAAAAGCGCGUCUCGACCAGGAAUUGAAACUUAUCGGUGAAUACGGACUGCGUAACAAGCGUGAAGUCUGGCGUGUAAGGUACACCUUGGCCAAGAUCCGGAAAGCCGCUCGUGAGCUACUCACGUUGGACGAGAAGAAUGAACGUCGUCUCUUCGAAGGAAAUGCGUUGCUCCGUCGCCUUGUAAGAAUCGGGGUGUUAGACGAAGGACGUAUGAAGCUUGAUUACGUUUUGGGCCUCAAGAUUGAAGACUUCCUAGAGCGACGUUUGCAAACGCAGAACGAACGUCGUCUUUUCGAAGGAAAUGCGUUGCUCCGUCGCCUUGUGAGAAUCGGGGUGUUGGACGAAGGACGUAUGAAACUUGAUUACGUUUUGGGCCUCAAGAUUGAAGAUUUCCUAGAGCGUCGUUUGCAAACGCAGGUGAAUUUUACGUUGCCAGAGCUGAUUAAACGAAGAGAUGGAUUCGUCUAUUGUGACGUAGUGAAAGUGUCGGAAGGAGUGCUGAACUUUUUUAACGUGUUUAAACUUGGAUUGGCCAAGUCGUUUCAUCAUGCCCGAGUUCUCAUUCGUCAACGACACAUCAGAGUUCGAAAGCAGGUCGUGAACGUGCCUUCUUUCAUGGUGCGCUUGGAUUCGCAGAAGCACAUUGAUUUCUCGUUGAAGUCACCGUUUGGCGGCGGAAGAGCUGGUCGUGUGAAGCGGAAGAACCUGAAGAAGGGUCAAGGCGGCGGCGGUGGUGACGAGGAAGAAGACGAAGAUUGAGCAAAAUUUUGAGGAAUUGUGCUGAAAGCGUCGGGAGUAAAGUGUUACUUCGGAA